Messenger RNA from Carassius gibelio (silver crucian carp), 6366 nucleotides. It is a transcript of the gene scn4ba, whose product is annotated as sodium channel, voltage-gated, type IV, beta a. The coding region runs from base 524 to 1219 and encodes 231 amino acids. The transcript is spliced from 5 exons. Gene Ontology annotation, biological process: cardiac muscle cell action potential involved in contraction; regulation of sodium ion transmembrane transporter activity; regulation of ventricular cardiac muscle cell membrane repolarization. The record is from RefSeq and is a predicted model, not a curated record. Lineage: Eukaryota; Metazoa; Chordata; Actinopteri; Cypriniformes; Cyprinidae. Gene Ontology annotation, cellular component: membrane; voltage-gated sodium channel complex. Gene Ontology annotation, molecular function: transmembrane transporter binding; sodium channel regulator activity.
CUCUCUCUUUCCCUCUCACUCGUCCCGUGCCUCUGCAGUGGCUCAUUCUUUCCUGCGCCGGCUAGAGACACACACCGCCCCCCUCCACCCCUGCUCUGGUCACUCAUCCCAGCAUGCGGUACCUAUUCAUGGGAAAGACCCAAGGCUGAAAGUGGAGCUCUGCGCUACAGCUGCCGCGAAAUGAAUGCAUCGUUUCCUGCGUCUACAACCACGCUGAGUCAGACAGAGUAUCAGACAGAGUAUCAGCGAGACACUGCCGGCAACUGAAAGCCACUGAUCUGAAGAUCAAGCAACGGAUCAGCUGCUGCUUCCGUAUUUCUCGCUCUCUAGUUACCCCUCCCUCCCUCCCUCACCGGGACAUACUGCAAAGGAGGACCGAGGACAAGGAGGUACGCUGCAAGACUUCCCCAGCUGAAAGUCUAAUUUCGUGUCGGGUCCCUUGUGACCCCUCAGACCUGCAGUAUCCCACUCAAGACAUACGGCAGAAGACUUGACCAGGGACAGACUGGGCAGACGGUCUGACAUGGAGCAACACAGAAGAUCAUUCCUGCACAGGUGUGCGCGGUCCGGUGAUGUAGUGCACGCCGGUCUGGUCGUCACACUUCUGAUUGGAGUGUGGUACGCUCAGGCACUGGAGGUAAAUACAGGAAAGGUCCACUUUAUAGAAGUGAUGAAUGGAAGUUCAGUGCUCUUACCCUGCACUUAUGCCAGCUGCAUUGGCAUUAAAAACCUUUACUUCAACUGGCAGUUCAAAGACAAUGGGACAUUGAUUAAGCUAUGUGAGGCCAUCAUCCCAGCAGAAGGAGUAGAACCUAAUGUGAAAAUCUAUCAUGAGCGGGUGGAGUUUGUCGGCUCCAGCAAACAGAAUAACAUCUCAAUCUUACUGCAUAACGUCACCUUCGAGGACCAGGGAGAGUACAUCUGCUUCGCCCGCAAUCCCAAGGAGAAGGAUCGCAACCAUAGUGCCAUUUUUACUCUUUAUGUGGUGGACGAAUUGAGAGAGGUGGACAACACACUGACCCUCAUCAUUGUGUCCGUGCUUGGUGGAGUUAUAGGUCUGAUCAUUCUCAUCAUGGUAGUGAAAGCUGUAGUCCUCGCCAUUCUAAACAAGGUCCAGGAGAAGAAUAAAGAGUGCCUUGUGAGCUCUUCAGGGAAUGACAAUACAGAAAAUGGCCUCCCGGGAUCCAAAGCAGACAGCAAACCAACACCAAAGGCAUGAAAAGAGCAUGUGUGUGUACAUAUAUGAGCAUAUGUAUACAUGCAUACAUAUUCAUAACAAUAUGAAAGAAAGUCAUAACAAUGGACCAUUUUAUUAUCUUUAUCUCAAAGAAAAAAAAAAUGCUACAUAUAAAUAUGUGGAAAUAUAUAUUUUAGAUUGUGCUUGAGGAAAAAUACAAAGUGCUGCAGGCUGGAUCACACACCCUUUGCUGGACUGAAAAGGCAUAAAAAGAUAUUCGGAGAGCAGAUGAUGGGAGACACUUCAGUGUGCUUGCAUUCUGUUCUUGUCUGUGAGACACAGCACACACACACUGCCAUUUUCAUGAACUGCCAUAUCCUUUCAAUGCUCGACAGCACAAAACCCACAUUAUAAAAUGUUUGCGGUACAAUUCCAGUGCAACUUUACAACGUCCUCACACUGCAUUCCAAAUGAUCCCGCGGUGGAAUCUCUCACAAGCUAACAAGUCAGUAACAAAACAGACACAGAAACGCCUUUCUGUAAAAUACUAAACAACUUACAGAUUAAAAACCAAGGGUGCCUCUACAAAUUGGAAUAUGUUUACCACCAAUUCAAGCAGCUAACCAAGUCUGAUUAUUAACCACUCCCACUAAUUUUACAGGUGAUAUUGAGGUCAUAAAGAACAGGAUGCAAGUGCACUUGAAGGGCAGAAACACACUCUACGCAAUAGCACCCCUUGUGGCAAUGUUGAUAUUACAACACAUGCAUUGUGACGUCUUGUGUGAGAAAAAAAAGUUUGUGUAGAGUGUUUUUCAUGGCUAAAGCAUUGUUUAAAAGGAACUGAAAAUAAAAGGACUUAACAGAGAUAAGGCGUGUGUAUAUCCAGCAUCCAGCCCAGCACGGUUUAUUCAUUUCUUUUCAUUUUUUUCUGCUUUAGAUAAAACACAGGUGCCUGUUAAUGCUUCAAGCUCCACAUGCUUCCUGGGAGCCUUCAAAUGCUAUAUAAAUAAGUUAAUUAAACAAUGCUCACAUUAAAAAAACAAACACAAAAAACAACAAAAAAAGAAAAAAAAACAUUAAAAUAUAAAGACAAUCCCCAGAAAUCAACUCCCUGUAGAAAAUGAAUGAUCUUCUGAUGCUGCUUUCAAUAACCAAUAACUUUUCCUAAUGCAUGUGAACGCUUUUAUACAGUACAUCUAGGGUACUAUAUAUCCAUUUCUCUGAAUCGUGUUCUCCAGUCUUUUCUUACAUGACUGAUCAACCUGUGCUUGUCGUAUACAUCGUCACAGUUCAUCUUGUAUGUAUCCAACAUACAGGCAUGUAGGGCCACUGUAGUUAACUGGUAAAAUUUAUCGUGACAUCCAAACUUCACCGGGCACAAUAUUGUUGCUAACUGCUAAUGUUGACAUUUAGCAUCUGAAAACGAAUACUUAUGUUUUCAUAUCAUCGUACAAAAACACACUACUUCUGUGACAAAUUAUAAUAGAUAGUAAUACCUCACAUGCCUCUCUAUGGCUAAUUACAGUGCACAUGUAACUAGCAUUAGCAUAAACCUCUCAAAACUUCUCAUAUAUCAGAGUAGUUUGAUGCUUAUUCAAGAAAACACACAAAUGGUGGAAAAUACUUGUGGGAUUGAGUUUUUUUAGACGUUCUGGAGCUGUAAAGCUAACUCUGUUUAUCAAAAAAAGGCAACUUUCCAAAUACUUCAGUAGUUAUUUAAGAUUUAAGUGCCAAAACAGAACUGCUAGUGGAAUGGUGGAUGAUUUACUGUUGCGUCCAUCUUGUUUCGUUUGUCUUCCUCUUUCCUUUUGUAUAGGGAACCCCAUAAAUGCACAAUGCCCGUUCAUAUCCAUAUAUGGGUUAAGUAUAAAUGUAUCAACAAAUUUAUAACAUGCGAUGAAUGUCACUUUGCGAAUACGCAGCAAAAAAAUAAAUUAAAUAAUAAUAAUAAUAAUAAUAAUAAUAAAAAAUAAGAAAUGCAAUGAAACUCUACUAGUCUUCCGCCAUAACCCAAAGAUGAAUGUACGCAGUGGUUGUAGUUAUGGCAGAGUUCAGAGGUGUCGUUUCUGGGCACUUUAUUCAUAAAGAUGUACGCAGAAGUGUUUUGAAUGCUCAUUCUUUAUGUAGAGCAAAGAAUGAUGAAGAAUUUAUAGUUAUGUACUUGAACAGCUGCAGUGGUGAUAUAUUAAGAAUAGCGGAACAGGAAUAUUUUGUCUCUUUGAAUGGCUAUAUCUCUUGUAUGUGCACAUAUUAGCAGUCUUCCAAAUCACUUGACUCUCUUUUAGAAAUCAGGGGCUUCGGCAAUCCCAACUGUUUGGGAUUCUUUGACAGAGCGGUAUGAAAUAAGAUGCACUGUACAGUAAUGUGGUUAGCAUUGUCGAGCUGUUCACAUUGCUUCUUUGAUUAAUUUAUGGCAGAAUGUUUUACCAUGUUAUGCUUCUUACAGCUUGUUGCCUUUUGUCAUUUGCAGCUAGUGUAUUUGAGGAAACUAUCACAUAAACAAGGAGAUUACGUAGAUCAGCAAUACUGUAAAAAAAAGAAAGGAAAAUGUCAAAAAAAAAAAGAAAAGAAAAAAGGAUAUACAUGAGUGCCUAGGCUCUCGAGAAUGGACUGUUGUAUGCAAAAGGUGCAAAUGUAACUUUUAUUAGAGCUUCUAUUUUUAUUAUUUAGCUGUAAUGUUAACCUAAUUCCUGUUCUGCUUUGCUUAUGUAUUUAUUUCCCCCCUAAAUAUUUUGCACUCAUUUGAAUCAGAUGUUUAUUGAUAAUGAAACAGUAAGGUGGUUCUCAACUGGUUUUGCUUUGCAUUUUACACCAAGUGGUGUAAACCAUAGUGCUUUUUGCAUCAUGCAUUGAAAUUACUAAUAGAUAGAUGCAUUGAAACUCCAGAUGUAGUAUUUUAAAGCAGUUUUUAUGAUGGUUUCAAAAGUCAGAUUACCUGUAAAUUUUGGAAUCUGUUUUACUAGCAUAAGGAGGUUAAGAUUUUCCAAAAUGCCACAUAAUUAUUGUAUGAUCGUAUUUUGAUAAAAUAAUGCAUUUAGUAUAUUUCAUUCCACUGUAUUGGCAGCCAGUUGAGAACCACUGGUGUACUGUGUAGCUGUAUAGACGCAUAGAUAUAUUGGUCUUGUUGCUUGUGUCUGCUGGACUGGUUGGCUCAGAUCAGCCAACUCUGGGCUCGAUUAGUAAUGUCUGGGUAGGCGAGCGUCUGCGCUGAAACCAGACUGCAUAGCUGCAGUGUUGCAGUAUGAACCGUAUCCUAAUAUUGCAGCACUGAGCCAUGAAUCUGCACACAUCAGUCUAUUUAUCUCUGGCUCUGAAGGGUUAUAGCAAGGAAACCUAAGUGAUAUUUCUGAUUUCUGUCAUAAAAAAAGAAAAAUCUUUCAAACCGGCCAACAUAUUAUUAAAUUCUUUACACUUUUAGGGUCAUGUCACAUGUUACAAAUACUAAUUUAAGUUAAAUAUCUACAGCUGCAUUUUCAGGCAGGCUGCUCGAUCUUGGUAGAUAGAAAAUUUUAGAUCUGAAAUAUAAAAUGUGCUUUACAUGCACAUUUUUUCCUCUCUAUUUUGCAGUGAGAAUUUGUUCCACUGUACUCACGUGGGAUGUCCAAAACCACUUGCACUCUUUUAAAAUCCUUCUACUAUAUUCAGUUGAGAGUUUGGCUCUGUCCAAUCUGAUCUCGUUCAGGAACAGAUUGACCUUUUGUAAAGCAGACUUACAAAUAAUGGAUUUCAAAACAACUGGAUUUCACUGCCUGGGUGACUCACUCUCACUGCCAAGCCAAGAGAGUGUGACGACUUCUGUGUGCUCCAACACAUUCCAAGACGCUCUGUCUCCCUCUAGUGGAUUUUAAGACUUCCAAUAUUUUUAAAUAAUCAAGGAUUCCAGUCACACUGGCUACGUUUGGAAUGGCUAAGUAUACUUCUUACUACAUAAUGGGCAGUAUAUAUUAAUUACUGUCUCUUUUUUUUUAAAUAAUGUGUAUAACAGUAUGCAAUAUGCUUCACGUUAUGUUAAAAUCUAGCAGAAAUAAUUCCAGGGAGAUCAGACACCUCAGUUGUGGUAUUGCCGGCUCGAGACUCAGACUCAAACCCUCAACCUUAGCGUUAGGAGUCAAACUCUCUAACCACUAGGCCAUGACUUCCCCAUUCAUGUGCUGUUACUAUAUUUAUUAUAAUUUUGAAUUAGCUUUUAUUUUAUAUGUUUAGUUUUCAUCAUUGUUGCCAAGUCUGACAAUGGAAGAAACACAUUUUGAGCUAGUCUUGAUUGGGCUGGUUUUGUUUUGCAGACCUGGCAACCCUGGUUUUCAUUUUAAUUUUAGAUUACAUUUUAACAUUACCAUUACAUUGUAAGGUUUUUUUUUUUUUUUUUUUGUAGUGGUAGUAGUAGUUGUUUAAAUUAAUUCCAUUUUGCUUUUUUUGUUAUUAAAUUUGAGUAAUUUUAGAACUUCAGCGUUAAUUUAAUUCACUUUUUUUUCAUCUACAGUAAGUGUUCCAUUUAAUAUAUAGUUAUACUUUAUUUCAGAUUUAUUUUAAUUGCCAAUAUCCAUUUAUAAUUGUAAUAUCACAAUUUGUUUUGUUAAUUUAAACGACAACAAAAGAUGCUAUAGAUCGAACAUGUGACCUAAUUUAACAGGAAUUCCAUACAUGCUUAAAAUCACAUAUUGCAUACUGCAAAAAUAGUACUAGUAGUAUGCUAGCAUGCUAAUCCAAACCUAGCCAUCAUAUAAGGACAAAUGUAGAGUUUUCAAGUUUGUAUUUUGCGGGUGUGCACAAGCGUUAUUUGUCCACCACAUAGUCUAGACAAAUUUAAGAGAUUUUAUUCCUAUACGUAAACCGAGACAACAGCCUAAAUAUACAACUAUCUAAUCUACUUAAACACAAGCCCUUCUGUACCUCCCAUCAGUGCACCCAGGAGAACGCUCCUUUCAUUUGAACUCCCUCUUCUGUACAUUUCUAAAGGAACCGGCAAAAUAAUAGGCAAAAAAAGUCUGGAUGGACAGCAUUUGAAUACUAGUUUUGUGAUCACUGGCUCUGACUGAGCACUUUAAACACAGACAUAAAAAAGAACAUUAAAAAACAUGUAUGUACAACUUCCCUUUGUACCAACAUCUGUCACAUUUCCUUGUCAUAACUAUGCAUCUCAGUAGAUUUCUCUGGAUUGUAAAGAAUAAACUAAUAAACUAAUGACUAUA